CACCGGUACGGCAGCCUGGAAGCGCGAGGCGUCGAAAAGCCGGAAGAGACAGGAAAAUGAAAUCUGCAGAAGUGUGUUAGUUUGACUUAAAAUUCAAUUAAUUUAACCCCCAACAUUAACUUCCUUUCGGAAUGAGGUGUCGCAGCACUAGCGUGCGUCAGAUCUCCAUUGCCUCUGAGCCUCAUCGCACGUUUUUUCUUAAGAUAGAGUGGGCUAAGGAUCUCGGAUCUGGCUUUGUUAUACUUCUGUCUGAUGGCGUCUCUGCGUGGAGUGGUGAAGUUUCAGAGGAGGAUGUGUCCCGUGAAGCCCAGGAGAUCGAGAUGGAGCUGGAGAGGUAUGUCGGUGACCUGCACCUGGCUCUGACCGGAGAGGGACCGGCAGCGGAGGGGGAAUACAGCUUCCACCUGACACCUGAGAGACCCGGUCGCCCCCUGCUGCAGCUGUCUUAUGAGAAGGUGCAGAACGACAUCUCGUUCAGGCUUGGUGUGGUGGAUCUGCAGGCGGUGCCUGAGCCCACUGAAGUCAUAAGGGAGCUCAUUAGUCAUGGUCGGGAGCAGAGCGCAUGUCUACAGGCCAAAAACCAGCACCUGCUUGAGGAGAACCAGAAGCUGAGGAGAGAGCAGGAACAUAUCACUAAAAAGAUGGAGAGGUACGUCCAGGGGAAGGAGACGUUGGAGAGAGACCUGUACGGCAGAUUUGUGCUGGUCCUAAACGAGAAGAAAGCCAAACUCAGAGCCCUGCAGAAAAGAGUCAAAGAGUUGGAAGAAUCUAUUGAAAAGAAUCGAUUGAGGAAAAAGGCAGACAGUGAAGAGCACAAGACAAUGGAGACAGCGGCAGAUAAGAGUCCUGAAGUAGAGAGUGAUUAUGGAGGCAGUACAGAAGAUGAACAGGAGGCUGAACCCAGACAGUCUGACCCAAAGCCUCUUACACAAGAGAUGCCAGAAAGCAACCCGAUGGACGACAGCUUAAAUGACAUCACAGAUGUGGCCCCCUGUCGAAAACGCCGCCACCGACAUCUCCAACAGCUGGAGACUCAAGCCAAACGAGCAGAGCUGGACCAGCGACAGAGAUCCAGCCAGUCAAGCAGACAGAAGCGGCUUUCCCAGAACCCUCUUCCGUUGUACAGAAACCAUUGGUCAUUUGCCAGCACCUUGUAUUUUUCCAGUGGAGGCCCCCCUGGGAGCUUCUCUCUCCAGCUCAUUUUUACUUAUUAAUAGGAGAAUGUGUAUAAUUUCAUCUCCUCCUUUGCCAGUACCACAGUUGCCUCUGUAAUUGUACAAUAAAAAUCCCAUGAAUGGUUUAGAUUUGCGUUGAGCAAGUUCUUCAGACUUGAUGGCACCUGAGGGACACCGAUCCUGAGAAAACCUGUUGCGUUUAUCUUAAAAUAGUCACACUGUUUUGGAGAUUAUUUGGCGUUAGUUAUUAUUUUUAAGUUAUUAUUUGUUAUUAUUCCUAGGUGAUUCUUUCAGGGUUUCCCACAGUUCGAUCUAUCUAU
Messenger RNA from Cyprinus carpio (common carp), 1495 nucleotides. RefSeq names its product X-ray repair complementing defective repair in Chinese hamster cells 4. Lineage: Eukaryota; Metazoa; Chordata; Actinopteri; Cypriniformes; Cyprinidae. Gene Ontology annotation, molecular function: DNA binding. Gene Ontology annotation, biological process: positive regulation of ligase activity; double-strand break repair via nonhomologous end joining; immunoglobulin V(D)J recombination. The record is from RefSeq and is a predicted model, not a curated record. Gene Ontology annotation, cellular component: nucleus; DNA ligase IV complex; DNA-dependent protein kinase-DNA ligase 4 complex.